AUGGCGCCCCCUGUCAGCUGCCUCCUGGUGGCCGUGCUGUUUUCUGCCAGCUGUAAAGCCACCGCCUCCUCGGAUCAGACGUGCACAGAGAAAGAAGCCAACAAAAUAUAUAACUGUGAAAAUUUAGGUCUCAGAGAGAUUCCUGACACUCUACCAAACACAACAGAAUUUUUGGAAUUCAGUUUUAACUUCUUGCCUGCAAUUCAAAACACAACUUUCUGCAGACUCACAAAUCUGAUCUUUUUGGAUUUAACCAGGUGCCAGAUCAAUUGGAUACAUGAAGACACCUUUCAAAGCCAUCACCAAUUGGACACCCUUGUGCUGACUGGAAAUCCCCUGAUAUUUAUGGCCGAAACAUCCCUCCUCGGGCCCAGGGCGCUGAAGCACCUUUUCUUAAUCCAAACGGGAAUAUCCAAUCUCGAGUUCAUCCCAGUGCACAAUCUGGAAAACUUGGAAAGUUUGUAUCUUGGAAGCAACCAUAUUUCCUCCAUGAAGUUCCCAGGAAACUUCCCAACACAGAAUCUGAAGGUUCUGGAUUUUCAGAAUAAUGCUCUCCACUUCCUCUCUCGCGAAGACCUGAACACUCUGGGGGCCACCAACCUCAGCCUCAACCUCGAUAGCAAUGACAUCAGAGGCAUGGAGCCUGGGGCUUUCCAGGCAAAAGUCUUCCAAAGUUUGCGAUUUGGAGGGACGCUUGACGUGUCUGUCAUAUUGAAAGGGCUACAGAACUCUACUACUCGGUCUCUCUGGCUGGGGACAUACGAGGACACUGAGAGCCAGGACCUGACUCCAGCCAUGCUCGAGGGGCUCUGUGAGAUGUCUGUCGAGAGCAUGAGCCUGCGCCAGUACCGUUUCUCUGACUUGUCAGCUACCACUUUUCGGUGCCUCACGCCCCUCCGGGAAUUGGACCUGACGGCAACUCACUUGAGAGAGUUACCCUCUGGGAUUCAGGGUAUGAACUCGCUCAGGAAAUUAGUUCUCAAUGUAAAUCAUUUUGAGCAAUUGUGUCAAAUCAAUGCUGCCAGUUUCCCGGCCCUCACAGACCUCUCUAUCAAAGGCAACCUGGGGGUACUUGACCUCGGUGCCGGGUGUUUGGAAAAACUAGCAAAUCUCCGGAGACUUGAUUUAAGCCACAAUGGCAUAAAGGCUUCUGACUGCUGCAACCUGCCACUCAAAGGCCUGCGCCACUUGCAGUACCUAAACCUGAGCUACGCUGUGUCCAUGGGUCUCCGGCGUCAGGCGUUCCAAGAGAGUCCUGAGCUGGAAGUCCUGGAUUUGGCAUUUACUCACCUGACUGUUAUGGCGUCACAGAGUCCUUUCCAAAACCUUCCUCUCCUGCAGGUUCUGAAUCUCUCCCACUGCCUCCUCGACGCCAGCAAUCAGCACCUUCUGGAAGGCCUGGGGGGUCUCCGGCAACUGAAUUUACAGGGAAAUAGAUUUCAAGAUGGGAGCCUCUCCAAGACCAACCUUCUUCAGACAGUAGCCGGCUUGGAGGUGCUGAUUUUAUCCUCCUGUGAGCUCCUCUCUAUAGACCAGCAGGCCUUCCACAGCCUUGGGAAUGCGACUCACCUAGACUUAAGCCACAACAGCCUGACGGAAAACAGCAUCGAUGCUCUUGGCCACCUGAAGGGGCUCUACCUCAACCUGGCCACCAACAGCAUUCGCUUCAUCCCACCCCGUCUCCUCCCCAUCUUGUCCCAGCAGAGCACCAUUAAUUUAAGUCACAAUCCUCUGGACUGCACUUGCUCAAAUGUUCGCUUCAUAACCUGGUUCAGAGAAAACCUGCACAAACUCGAGGACGUGGAGGAGACAGUGUGUGAGAACCCGCCAUCUUUAAGGGGAGUCAAGCUGUCUGAGGUGGAACUGUCCUGUGGGAUUACGGCCGUGGGCAUUUUUUUUCUCGUGGUAUUUUUAUUCUUGUUCACCAUCCUGUUCAUUUUUGCAGUUAAAUUCCUCCUUAGGUGGAAAUACCAGCACAUUUAG
Molecule: messenger RNA, 1983 nt
Organism: Myotis lucifugus (little brown bat)
Lineage: Eukaryota; Metazoa; Chordata; Mammalia; Chiroptera; Vespertilionidae
Gene: CD180
Product: CD180 molecule
Exons: 3
Coding region: 1-1983 (660 amino acids)
Biological process (GO): B cell proliferation involved in immune response; positive regulation of lipopolysaccharide-mediated signaling pathway; cellular response to lipopolysaccharide
Cellular component (GO): extracellular matrix
Molecular function (GO): protein binding
Source: RefSeq, a predicted model, not a curated record